Molecule: messenger RNA, 408 nt
Organism: Penicillium argentinense
Lineage: Eukaryota; Fungi; Ascomycota; Eurotiomycetes; Eurotiales; Aspergillaceae
Product: ACT domain-containing protein
Exons: 1
Coding region: 1-408 (135 amino acids)
Source: RefSeq, a predicted model, not a curated record
AUGACAACCGGCGAAACAGACCUCAACCGUCUCCUGGCAAGCAUGGAGCCCACUCUGGACCCAACGGUCUACGUCUUCAUCACCACCAAGCAACCUCUCACAUCCCUACCCCUGGACAGACUCCAGCCGCAAUUCAUCGCCCAGGAAGAAGAGGGCCUCACCAUCGUGACGGCAGAGCCAUUGGCAAAAUCGCACGGCUUCGAAGAAGUCACCUUCCCCUGCAAGAAGAUCUCGCUGAGGAUCCAUUCCAGCCUUGAGGCCGUCGGGCUGAUCGCUGCCAUUACGAAUCACCUCAAGAGUUUCAAAAUCAGUACGAAUGUUGUGAGUGGGUACUUCCAUGAUCAUAUUUAUGUCCCUGCAGACCGAGCUGAGGAUGCCAUGUCUGCUUUGCGGGACUUUUCGAAAUGA